AUGGCUGUAGAAAGGGAGGAGAAUGAGCUUAGCGAGGCAUUUAGAGGGCUGUUUGCAACAGUGAGAGGGGAACUGGCAACAAUGAGGGAGGAGCUGGCAGUAGUGAAGGGGGAGGUGGCGGCAGCAGUGGCGGAGAAGGCGGCACAGGAGAGUGAACGAGGGUUGUUGUUCAGAGCAGCUGCCGCUUGUCCCCUACCCCACCUGCCUUACAGUCUGACUAUCAGCUUUACAGAACCUAUCUUUCCUGCCACAACCCCCCUCCCUCCUCUAUUCCUGCUCCCUGAAUUCAUCCUCUCCUCCUGCUACACCUCACUGUGCAGGCGCACGCCCUGCAUUGGGCUCGCCCCAUCAGUCAUGGCUCGGAUGAAUGCAGUGGCCAUGCAGCUGCCACCGCUGCUGCUCGCCCUCCUUCUUGCCACUGCCAUCAGCAUCACACCAAUUGGCAGGCAGGGACGCUUCCUGUCAUAUGCCCGCGUAUUUCCUAAACCUCACAUGUCCGCAUUGUUGCAAUGUUUUGAUGGGGUAUGCAUUCUCAUCAUUGGAUGUUAUCAUCAGCAGCUGCCCUCACAGCUCUCCUGCUGCCCUCACAUCUCUCCUGCUGCCCUCACAGCUCUCCUGCUGCUCUCACAGCUCUCCUGCUGCCCUCACAGCUCUCUUGCUGCACUCACAGCUCUCCUGCUGCCCUCACAGCUCUCCUGCUGCCCUCACAGCUCUCCUGCUGCCCUCACAGCUCUCCUGCUGCCCUCACAGCUCUCCUGCUGCCCUCACAGCUCUCCUGCUGCCCUCACAGCUCUCCUGCUGCCCUCACAGCUCUCCGUCUGCGUAAAGGUGAAAGCUCAAAGCUCAGUUCCACUACUCUUGACUUCCUCAUCCUCUUAA
This is a messenger RNA of Closterium sp. NIES-65, 879 nucleotides long. NCBI's taxonomy places the organism in Eukaryota, Viridiplantae, Streptophyta, Zygnematophyceae, Desmidiales, Closteriaceae. The record is from the annotation of a GenBank genome assembly.